This is a messenger RNA of Cololabis saira (Pacific saury), 1892 nucleotides long. It is a transcript of the gene terf2, whose product is annotated as telomeric repeat binding factor a. NCBI's taxonomy places the organism in Eukaryota, Metazoa, Chordata, Actinopteri, Beloniformes, Belonidae. Gene Ontology annotation, cellular component: nucleus; shelterin complex; chromosome, telomeric region. The coding region runs from base 6 to 1877 and encodes 623 amino acids. The record is from RefSeq and is a predicted model, not a curated record. The transcript has 12 exons. Gene Ontology annotation, molecular function: protein homodimerization activity; G-rich strand telomeric DNA binding; telomerase activity. Gene Ontology annotation, biological process: negative regulation of telomeric D-loop disassembly; telomeric D-loop disassembly; negative regulation of telomere maintenance via recombination.
CGAACAUGGCUGCAGAAAAGAGCGCAGUGACACUUGAGCCCGUCGUCAACCGCUGGAUAGUGGACUUUUAUUCAUUUGUGGCGCUGGAGUUCUUCAGAAAUGACAGAAAUACGGACUUCUGCGCCAUCCGGGACAUACUUCACAAUAUCUUGAAGCGUCCUUUGGAGUCCACUGACGAUAUGAUGUUAAAAAUAAGAGUUCUUCAGUUUCUCUCUCGUAUUAACGAGGGAGAAAAUCUGGAUCUGCAAUUUGAUCGUUGUGAUCAACCUGUAACUCCACUGGAAUCUGCUCUAAAGUUUCUUGAGAACAUGAACAGUGAUUUCCCUAUUCCACCCGAGGAUUUUGAAAGGGUUUGUGCUACAAUUAAAGAGAUGAUUGUGGGAAUCUUUAUCAAGAACAGUGAAUUUGAUAAAGCAGUGGAAGUGCUCAACAAACACUUUACCGAAGGAAUGGCUGGCAAGAAAGCUGUAUUCAUGUGUCUCAUCUCUGAGAAAGUUAAAACGCAUGAAGUCAUCAAGCAAAUCAACUUCCAGCAGUUCAAGGAGGAGAUCUUAGCUUUUUGCCAGCGGCUCUGCUCAUUCAGUGUCCCCUUUCUCCAGAAGGCUGCAAAGAGGAUUGUUGAACACAGACUAGCAGAGCAAAACAACGGAGCAUCUGGAAUCGAUGAGGAAGACGAACCUGGUCCAUCUUCCUGUCCACAAAUUAACCCACUCCAUCUCAGACCAUGUGAGCACUUAAUAAUCCAGAGGUCCAGACUAGAGGCGGCCUACAAAUCUCUUUCUGCAGGUUCAGGGGGAACAACAUUUUCCCAGUUGGAGCAACAAGUGGAGGCAGAGUGCCAGGAAAAAGGGGACAUUUGUGAACAUCCCUCAGCCGAUCACAACGGAAGCAAUAAUCCGAGUUUGGAGCGUGAAGGGCUGUUUCAGAGAGACGUGUGCAGCCCCAUGGAAGCAUCACCAGCAGACCCAUCGCCACAGAUGGAAGUUGGACCUCAAACACAAGCAGACUUACUCUCAAAUAAACUUUUUACAGUAGCACGGCUGGUGAUUGAACCAGACAGUCAACCGAACUCGCAAUGCACAGCUACCCCCGAGGAUCUGGACAUUGAUGUCAGAACAGAGGAGGCACCACAGACUCCAACUGAGUCCAGUGAAAUUGACCCCAAAGAACUGGAAUGCCCAAUUACAGAAAGGGAGUCGACUACACCCACACGAAAACGCCCCAGAAGAAGCGAGACAACAACCAACAGGGCUUCAACUAGUAUGGCUGAGGUCUCUGAAGACAGUGAAGACGACUCCCUGGACUCCCUGGACCCUGUUGCCAACAAGAAGAGACCUGGUCAGGACCUCCAUAACCAGUCCAAUACGUCACCUAGAAGAUCAAAUCGGUUAUCAUCAGACAGCGAGAGAGACUCGCAGGAGGACCUGUUGGCCUCUCCAAAAUCACCACCGCAGACGCCCUUUAAACUAUCACUCAAUUCUUCGUCAAGCAAUCCAGAAGAUGGAGAUGACAUCAGUAUCCCAGACUCGUCAUUGGAGACCUCGGCCAACCCCGGGUCCCCUCGUCCCUCUGGCCCUCAGCAGAGCUCCACUCCUCACAAGGCCUCUCCCAGAGAGCUGCGUCCGCCCCGAUCAAAAUGGAAAACGUUGUACGAUAACGCAAAGGAGAGUAAGACCACGUGGAGUGAUGAGGAGCUUUACUUCCCUUCCAAAAAGAGCAUUGGUUCCAAUGAGAGCUCCAACUCAGGACACAGGAAACAUGUAAGCAUAAAAAUAUCCUGCUUUUUAUUAAAUGAAAAGUUAAGGUCCCAAAAUAUGCUUUUCCUGACUAAACUGUCGAACAAUGUGGUGUUAUAUAUUAAUUUCAGUGUCAUGUAGUACACAGUGGACAAA